AAUGUCAGGAUUGACCCCAGCAGCAUCUCCUUCAGCAUGUGGAAAGACAUUCCCGUUCCUUUCUACAUGUCAGUGCACUUCUUUGAAGUGCUGAACCCCAAGGAGGUCCUCCAGGGAGCAAAGCCAGUGCUGAACCAGCGUGGACCCUAUGUUUACAGAGAGUUUAGGUAUAAAACAAAUAUCACGUUCUACGACAAUGACACAGUCUCCUUCCUGGAGUACCGGAAACUCUUCUUCGAGCCAGACUUGUCCAACGGCAGUGAAGAAGAGUACAUCGUUGUGCCAAACAUUUUGAUGAUGGGAGCAGCUGUAAUGAUGGAAAACCUACCAAACUUUGUGAAGCUUUUACUGAGUGGAGCCCUGGCUGGCCUGAAACAGGAGGCAUUCAUGAACCGGACAGUGGGGGAGAUUAUGUGGGGGUAUGAAGACCCCCUUAUAGAUACAAUAAACAUGUUUGUUCCUGGCCUGAUCCCUUUCAAGGGGAAAUUUGGCUUAUUUAUAGAGCUUAAUAACUCCAAUUCAGGACUGUUCACAGUGAACACGGGCAUGAAGAACAUCAGUAGAAUUCACAUGGUGGAUUCAUGGAAUGGACUAAAGAAGGUGAACUACUGGCGGAGCAACGAGUGCAACAUGAUCAAUGGGACCACGGGGGAGAUGUGGCCGCCGUUCAUGUCCCCAACAUCACUGGAGUUCUACAGCCCUGAUGCCUGCAGAUCUAUGACACUGGUGUAUGAGGGGUCCGGGAAGUUCGAGGGUGUGCCUACCUAUCGCUUUGUGGCACCGAAAACUCUCUUUGCCAAUGGUACGGAUUAUCCACCCAAUGAAGGCUUCUGCCCCUGCAUGCAGUCUGGCAUCCAGAACGUCAGUACCUGUAGGCUAAACGCACCAAUAUUCAUUUCCCAUCCUCACUUCUACAAUGCUGACCCAGCCCUGGUGAAUGCUGUCGAAGGCCUCCAACCCAGCAAGGACCAGCACGCACUCUUCCUCGAUGUGCACCCGAUGACGGGCAUCCCCAUGAAUUGCUCCAUCAAGCUCCAGCUAAAUCUGUACAUAAAGCAGGUGUCUGGUAUAAUUCAAACAGGGAAGAUUAAACCAGUGGUCCUGCCGCUGCUGUGGUUUGCAGAGAGCGGAUCCAUUGAAGGCUCAGUCCUAAGGCAGUUUUACACCAACCUGGUGCUGAUCCCAUCCCUGCUGGACUGCCUGCAGUAUGUCUUCCUUGGACUGAGUGUCCCGCUCAUUAUCUCAGCAGCUGUACUCAUGGCAAGGAGUCAGGAAAAAUGCUCUUUAUUUUGGAGUAGCAAUAAAAAGAACUCAGACAGUAAUAAGGCCAACCAGGCCACCUCUGCCAAAAAGCUGCCUCCGGUUAAGGGGAUGGUGUUGCAGGAAGCCAGACUGUAG
Messenger RNA from Phaethon lepturus (White-tailed tropicbird), 1398 nucleotides. It is a transcript of the gene SCARB1, whose product is annotated as scavenger receptor class B, member 1. The transcript is spliced from 11 exons. Gene Ontology annotation, cellular component: caveola; cytoplasm. NCBI's taxonomy places the organism in Eukaryota, Metazoa, Chordata, Aves, Phaethontiformes, Phaethontidae. Gene Ontology annotation, biological process: plasma lipoprotein particle clearance; recognition of apoptotic cell; cholesterol efflux. The record is from RefSeq and is a predicted model, not a curated record. The annotation marks the transcript as partial. Gene Ontology annotation, molecular function: scavenger receptor activity; low-density lipoprotein particle binding; lipid binding.